AUGUCGAAAAUAUCAAGGCCUAUUAAGGUGAUCGAAUUUUCGGACUCAGAUGACGACCUGUAUGGAGAUAAGCCCAGCAAACAAAACGGAUCGCAUGGACCAGCAGAGAACUCGGUCUCGAGUGAAAAGGUCCGCGUUGCGGCAGCCCCAUCAAAGGUCUUGAAAAAGGAAAACAAUAUAAAAAUUUCAACUAGCAAACCCAAGGUGGAAAUCAUCGAUAUUAGUAAUGACGACAAGUCGGAUAUUGACGAAGAUGACGAACCAGUUUCUGGAGCUGGCAGAAGGGCAAGAGGCAACGGAACUGUGACUCGCUCUGAUUUGAAACAAGAAAACACAAUUACUGAUGGCGACAGUGCUGGUUCAGAAGAGCCUGUUGAUCCAUUUGACGACCAGAUUAAACCGAAAUCUGAAGACAAAAAGAAUGUAAAAGUUACUCGACAACUCUUCAACGACCUAGAGUCUAAGACUGCAGAGGCUCAAUCAACAUAUAUCCAGCUCGAACAGUGCACAUACCAAGGAAGAGGCAAUAUUGGUAGCUCAGGUCAAGUGGAAGCUAUGAACUGUGACUGCCGGGAGCACUGGGUUAAUGGAAAAAAUAUUGCAUGUGGUGAUGAUUCUGAUUGUAUUAAUAGACUCACGUCUAUUGAGUGUACUAACGAUAACUGUACAUGCGGAGACGACUGUGGCAAUCAGAGGUUUCAAGCUAAACAAUAUGCUAAUGUGGAUGUUAUUCAAACUGAGCUCAAAGGAUAUGGUGUACGGGCGUUGGAGGCGAUUCCUCAAAAUACUUUUAUCUACGAAUAUAUAGGUGAGGUCAUUGACGAAAGUAAUUUCCGUCAAAGAAUGGAAACCUAUAAAUUGGAAGGAAUCCGACACUUUUACUUUAUGAUGCUUCAGAAAGGCGAGUUUAUAGAUGCCACGAAACAAGGAAGUAUGGCGCGAUUCUGUAACCAUUCCUGUCGUCCUAACUGCUAUGUUGACAAAUGGAUUGUUGGCGACAAAGUUAGAAUGGGCAUUUUCAGCAAACGGGAUAUUAUCAAAGGCGAGGAGAUUACCUUUGAUUAUAAUGUAGACCGAUAUGGUACUCAAGCACAACCUUGUUAUUGUGGAGAGUCGAAUUGCAUAGGUAUCUUAGGUGGAAAGACUCAGACGGAGGCAGCAGCUACCAAACUACCGCAACUAAUAGUCGACGUUCUCGAUCUCACGCGACAAGAUGAGAAGCAGUGGCUUUCUAUUGCCAAAAAAUUCAAAAAAGAUGGCCGAGAUGGCAAAUAUGCCACUGCUGAUGCUAGUGGGGCUUCAGAUGAGGAUCUGUAUCGAGAGUAUUCACUGUCGCUUCCUGCCAAACCUGUUCAGGAAGAGUCGGUAACCAAAAUCAUGAGUGCGCUGCUUCAAGGCCAGGAGCAGUGGUUAAUUGAAAAACUGGUCAACCGUAUUUUUAUUACGGAUGAUAGCAGUGUGCAUGGCCAAGUGAUGAGAAUGCAUGGAUACCAAGUGUUCAGUGUAAUAUUAGCAGCAGACUGGCCCAAUGAUGUAGUGCCACUAAUGAUUCUGGAGAUUCUGACUCGAUGGCCACGACUGACCAAAAACAAGAUUUCCAGUUCGAAAAUCGAGUCUAUCGUAGCUGGACUGGCUAAAGAUAGUACAUCAGACAAAGUGCAGAAACUGGCAUCCACUUUACUCCAAGAAUGGAGCAGUUUAGAAAUGGCAUAUCGGAUUCCCCGACGAGAAAGAGGUGCUAAAGAAAGCACUAAUUCGAAUUCAGCCAGUGGUACUCCUCAAGAAGAGGGAGCGUCAUCGUCACCAACCAGACCAGCAUAUCCUCGUGCUUAUGGUAGUAAUAGCCACGAUAAUAUUCAAGACAACCGUGGUGAAAAGCUACCGAGACGAGACUGGGGUGCUAAAGAUAACUAUAAUAAUAGAGGCCGGGAGCGGGAUUAUGAUAAUCGGUACCGUCGCAAUAGGACCAGAUCACCAUCACCGCUACCUUCAGGCUGGGAAACGGCUUUAGCACCAGACGGGCGUCGAUAUUAUUUCAACCGCACCACAGGACUCAGUUCCUGGACGCUACCGAAAGAAGGGUCUCCACAAAAAGACUCGCGCAUUAUUCCCGAUAACGAGAGAGAAAAGGCCGAACUGCUGCAGAAAGAGCAAGAACGGCUUCAAAUCGAACAGAUCAUCGAAUCAGCAAACCAAAGUCGCCAAAAUAUUGUGCUUCUGCAACAGCAGAAAAUCAACGAGCUGCAGUCCAUUGUCGACGCUGUGAAAACCAAAUCAUCGCAUCGGUCCAGCCAUCGGCCAAGCAGUGAAAAGAAAAAGAAGCGUGAGGACGAUACUCCAGAAUCCGUCUUCACCAGAACUGUAAGUAGCACCUAG
This is a messenger RNA of Sugiyamaella lignohabitans, 2376 nucleotides long. RefSeq names its product histone methyltransferase SET2 (gene SET2). Gene Ontology annotation, molecular function: histone H3K36 methyltransferase activity; protein binding. Lineage: Eukaryota; Fungi; Ascomycota; Dipodascomycetes; Dipodascales; Trichomonascaceae. The record is from RefSeq and is a predicted model, not a curated record. Gene Ontology annotation, cellular component: chromatin; nucleus. The transcript has a single exon. Bases 1 to 2376 code for a protein of 791 amino acids. Gene Ontology annotation, biological process: regulation of DNA-templated transcription.